AGAAAAAGUUGCAUCAAACAGCCGCCAUAUUGUCUCGUCGGGAACGCGUUGAAUUUUCGGGAUAAAUAGUUAUUUGCAUCGCGGGCCGUAUUGAAUGAAAGUUUCGGGGUUUGCGUCGGAUCGUUGGUGAGGAGGCCGCGUCCGGUCGAAAGAUCGGGCCGAUGUUUAUUAGAAAAGUGAUAAAACGGUGAUAUCAUUGUCGAAGCGAAGGAGAUAUGGUGGUGAGCGGCGGACGGCGGUAGAAGCGGAGUGUAAAAAGCGGACUCGGCUCGGAAAACGGGACCAAGACCAGUAUCAACUAUGAUGGCCGAUGGUUGAGUGUUGGGUUUUCGCGGUCGGUUUUCGUUAUUAUUUCGUUAUUUUGACCCGAUAAAAAAUAAAGGGAAAAUAAUGUGCCUUGUGAGAUGCAUCGGCCACACCAGGACGCUGCUACGUACGUGGACUCUUCGAAACGGAUUAUUUUAUUGUAUUUUCGAACGCAAACGAUGAUUCGCGCGCCGUGUUCGCGCUGAGAGACCGCAACACCGAGAUUUUAACGCUUUUAGUGUUCACGUUAUAGGGAUUUAUAGGUGCCUCGGCUUCUUCUCCUACUUUUUUACCUUAACGCCUUGGUAAACACAGCCAGAUUUCACCCAGACUUUGAUAUUUUUUUUUGAUAUGGCCGAUCACCUAGUAGAUGGGCCGUCAAAUGCCAAAAGGCCGAAACUGUCCCCUUUUCAGGGGACCUCCGAUUCCUCCGUGACUAUGCAACAUUUCGCCUACGGCUUGGGGCCUGGACAGGGACAAAUACUUGGUGACGGUUCGUCGAUCCCGCUCCAACAAUGGACUUUACGCCAGCAGCAAAAUGUUUUGGCAAAUGUUGACAUGCUCGAUUUGGAAAAGAGCCUUCCCGAUGAAUUAAUCGGCGACCAUGGAUGGGGCCUCCCGGACCAUUUAACAGCAAAGACACCGCAAGGACCCGGGCCGGGGGUGCUCCAAAACGGAAUCGAUACGUCCGACGGUCAGAGUGCAGCCUUAAGACACCAAAUUCACCACAUAAUACAACAGCAGCAGCAACAACAACAGCAGCAGCAACAGCAGGGCAAUAAAAAUUUGGUCAACAAUGCACUUUCGAUGGCCGCCGGAAAUCAGUUGGGGAGCAAGAGUCCCAAUCUUCAAUCACCUCCUAAUGUUUCCAUUGCGAAAGGCAAUGGGGGUGUAGUCGAUUCACUUUCUAUGGGGGGCAGUUUGCCUUCUAGUAUACAAAAUAAUGUAGGAUUACAGACUAUUGCGAAUAAUGGGAGUUCGCCACAAGUGAUGAGCUCCAUACAAGGUAGAAAAUGUCGAAAUAGUAUGAAUAAUACUGUAGGAAACAUGGUAAUGACCAAUAGCAACAUGAGCAAUAUUAGUAUGGCUGGAGGUGGCCUUGUCGUCAGUAGCACUGUAAAUAAUAAGACAUUAAAUGCGACGGGAAUGAUGUCAGGCCAGCCUCACCACGCGCAAAAUCAUGCGGUGGCACAGGGUAUCCAAAACGGUCCAAUGCUAUCCCAACGAUCGGUAAAUAUGUCUCAUAUGACCCCUCGGCCGCAAGGGCCACAUGCGGUGCCUCACGGGGCGAUAGGCGCGCGCAUGCAACCCCCUGGCAUGCAAAUGCCUUUAAAUUCUAUUAAUCAGAAUAUGCCUGGAAAUACUCCUUACAAUACUUAUCAAAAUCCGGCUGGUGGACCUCCACAAAACGUGCAAGUUGGGGUGAUAGCACCUCAGCAAAGGCCGGGCGGCAUGAAUAUUCCCCCAAGGUUUGUUUCUCCUCCCGGUCAAGUUGGUCCAACGGCGGGUGGUGAAGGUGGAAUCGCCCAAACGCAACCACCGGCACCAUCGCCCGCCCAACCUCAAUCAGGGGCACCCAGUAGUUCCCAGCCGGUCCCUCAAGCUGCCGCUCAAAGUCAAGCGGGUGGUCAGGCAGCACCAUCUACAGAUCCAGAAAAGCGGAAAUUGAUUCAACAACAAUUGGUGUUAUUGUUGCAUGCUCAUAAAUGCCAAAGGCGAGAAUCUCAAGCGAACGGCGAAGUGUGGCAGUGCACGCUGCCCCAUUGUAAGACAAUGAAAGCUGUAUUAAAUCACAUGACGUCAUGUCAAUUGGGGAAAAAUUGUACAAUGCCACAUUGCAGCUCGUCAAGGCAAAUAAUAAGUCAUUGGAAACAUUGUGCAAGAAGUGACUGUCCGGUAUGUUUGCCAUUAAAACAAGCAGAUAAGAACCGCAAUAAUCCAAACGCCGCAACAACAACGCCGCAAACAACCCAAUCACCAAAUAACACAACUACUCAGGAUAUAAAAAAGAGGUGCGACGUGCUAGGAUUAAGGCCGGAAACGGCGCCUUUAGGAGGAUUACUUCAAACGCCGAAUUUACCCCCUAGAAUACGAUUACCUGGUCCGAAUAUGCCCAUGACUAAUGUGACGGUUUUACCGUCUCAGCAAACGCCUACAAAUGUUAGCUUACCCAUGGGAAGUGGGGACUCUUCCGUGCCUGCGCCGGCAACGCAAAUCGCGCCCACCUCGAUACAACAACAACAACAAAAUAUGACCAAUAAUACAUUGUUUGGCGUGGGUGGUACGGACGGUCCAAAUAUUGGUGAUGGUCGAAUAGGAGGUUUACAGCCGGGUCAGGUGACUGCGACGCCGGUACAAGAUACAAAGGAAUGGCAUCAAUCUGUGACUCCCGAUCUACGAAAUCAUUUAGUACAUAAGUUGGUCCAAGCGAUAUUUCCAACGCCUGAUCCACAAGCGAUGCUCGACAAGAGAAUGCACAAUCUUGUCGCGUAUGCGCGAAAAGUAGAAGGCGAUAUGUACGAAAUGGCCAAUUCUAGAUCGGAGUAUUAUCAUCUACUUGCAGAGAAAAUUUAUAAAAUCCAAAAGGAACUGGAAGAAAAACGACAGAAAAGGAAAGAACAACAGCUACAGCAGGUGCAACAUCCGGGAAGCAUUCCACGGCAACCACUUCCAGGUCAAUUAACCGGAAUCGGGCCGGCAGGUCCUAGAGCACCUCAACCCCACCAAGUCUUAGGAAGCCUCUCGCCUCAGUUACAAAAUAUCAACAUCACUAAUCAACCGGGAGGACCGCGCGUCAUCUUUCCAGGACCCCAACAACCUACCCAACAACAAAUAUCCCAACAACAGCAACAACCAAACCAACCGCAAAACGUAGGACUUCCAGGACCGUCUCCCACCACAGUUAAUAACCCUAGUUUAUCGCCGUUUGGUCAAUCCUUAUCUCAACAAACCUCCACAACACCAACCCAUACACCUCAAUUCACCACUACGAGUAACGGGCCGAACUUACCAUCAACUUCACCUGCCGGUAGUCAACAAUUUAACGAUGUGCUACAGAAUAGAUUAGCGCAGUCCCCGUCGUACACUCUCCCGAGUAGUUUAACGACGUCAAUGAACAACCAAGUGAAUAACACUACCACCAGGUUACCAGCUUCCACUCCAACCGAUGCAACGAAUAUGGCGCAAUCAAUCGCGACAGGAGUUCCAGGAGCCAGACCAAAGUCUGUUAGCUCAUCGCGGGGGCCUUCACCUGCACCCGCUACCCCUGUAGUCAAUUCACCCCAAUCAACAGCCGCUAGUUUAGGUAAAGGUAUGACAACUCAAGAAAGAGCAGCAUUAUCACUUCCUGUGAGAUCUUCCACAAUAUCAUCACAAUUCUCUGCGAUUGUGGCGGCUUCCGGUGCGGACGAGGAUUCUCCAACACCGUCGGACGGUGACGUAAAGGGAAAACUCGACCAACAGACCAAACAUCACCGAUUAAACGAGGAAACGCCGAUGGAUAUUAAACAGGAAGACGAGGAAAUGAAUGGUCACGUGGAUAUAUGCGGGAAAGGCGGAAUCAAAACUGAAAUCAAAAAGCGAGAGAUUAAAAUGGAAGACGAAGAGAUUAAAACGGAGGUUAAGAUGGAGCCUGCGAGUCCGUCGGAAGUAUCGGUUGAGGUGAAACCAUCUCCAAUGGAGAUUAUUCCGACGCCUGCAAAACCGAGAAAGUUUAUUUUUAAACCGGACGAGUUAAGACAAAAAUUAAUGCCGACUUUGGAAAAGUUGUAUCGACAAGAUCCAGAAAGUCAUCCAUUUAGACAACCUGUAGAUCCGCAAACGUUGGGUAUCCCGGAUUAUUUUGAUAUUGUUAAGAAACCGAUGGAUUUGUCAACGAUUAAAAAGAAAUUAGAUAUUGGACAAUACGCGGAUCCUUGGGAAUACGUCGACGAUGUUUGGUUAAUGUUUGAUAACGCUUGGUUGUAUAAUAGAAAAACAAGUAGAGUUUAUCGGUACUGUACGAAAUUAUCGGAAGUUUUCGAACAGGAAAUCGAUCCAGUUAUGCAAUCGAUGGGUUAUUGUUGCGGCCGAAAAUAUACUUUCAAUCCGCAAGUUUUGUGCUGUUUUGGAAAACAACUUUGUACCAUUCCAAGAGAAGCUAAAUAUUAUAGCUAUCAGAACAGUCUAAAAGCGUAUGGGCUCGGAUCCAACAGAUACACCUUCUGCCAGAAGUGUUUCAACGAUUUCCAGGGGGACACCGUUACGUUAGGAGACGACCCUACACAAGCUCAAACGGCAAUCAAAAAAGAUCAAUUCAAAGAAAUGAAAAACGACCACCUCGAAUUGGAACAGUUCGUUUUGUGUCAAGAGUGUGAUCGAAAACUUCAUCAAAUUUGCGUUCUUCAUAUGGAACAAAUAUGGCCGUGUGGUUUUGUUUGUGACGAGUGCCACAAGAAGAAGGGUACGAAGAAACGCGAUAACAAAUUCAACGCAAGACGUCUCCCCGUAACGAAACUUGGCGUAUACAUCGAAACGCGGGUUAACAACUUUUUAAAGAAAAAGGAAGCGGGCGCCGGCGAAGUGUCGGUUCGCGUUGUUUCCAGUUCGGAGAAAAUGGUUGAAGUAAAACCGGGAAUGCGCAGUAAAUUCGUCGAAACGGGUGAUAUGCCUGGGGAGUUUCCGUAUAGGGCUAAAGCGUUGUUUGCGUUUGAGGAAAUCGACGGCGUCGACGUGUGCUUCUUCGGGAUGCACGUGCAGGAAUAUGGUUCGGAGUGCCCGGCGCCGAACACGCGGCGCGUUUACAUCGCCUAUUUAGAUUCGGUGCACUUUUUUAAGCCCAGACAAUUUCGGACGGCUGUUUAUCAUGAAAUUUUGUUGGGUUAUAUGGAUUACGUGAAACAACUCGGUUACACGAUGGCGCACAUAUGGGCGUGUCCGCCCUCCGAAGGCGACGAUUAUAUCUUCCACUGUCAUCCAACGGAACAAAAGAUACCGAAACCGAAGAGACUCCAAGACUGGUAUAAGAAAAUGCUCGAUAAGGGUAUUAUCGAACGAAUUGUUUUAGAUUAUAAGGAUAUUUUAAAACAAGCAAUGGAAGACAAAUUAGGUUCUGCUUCUGAUCUGCCCUAUUUUGAGGGCGAUUUUUGGCCAAAUGUGUUGGAAGAAAGCAUUAAAGAAUUAGAUCAAGAAGAGGAAGAAAAACGGAAACAAGAAGCGGCAGAAGCUGCAGCGAUUUUCUCAAUUGAAAAUGAGAGUGAAAUCGGUCCCGACGGGAAGAAGAAAGGUCAAAAGAAAGCAAAGAAAAGCAAUAAGUCCAAAGCAAAUCAACGAAAAAAUAGUAAUAAGAAAUCGAAUACUCCCCAAACGGGAAAUGAUCUCUCCGCGAAAAUUUACGCUACAAUGGAUAAGCACAAGGAAGUGUUCUUCGUUAUUAGAUUACAUUCAGUACAAUCAGCUGCCAGCCUAGGGCCUAUUCAAGACCCAGAUCAAUUCAUUCCGUGUGAUUUAAUGGACGGUCGUGACGCGUUCUUAACGUUAGCAAGGGAAAAACAUUACGAGUUCUCUUCAUUGCGACGCGCGAAAUACAGCACGAUGGCGAUGCUGUACGAGUUACAUAAUCAGGGACAAGAUAAGUUCGUGUACACGUGUAAUAGUUGUAAAAAACACGUCGAAACCCGUUACCAUUGCACGUUCUGCGAAGACUUUGACCUGUGCGUACAGUGUUACGAAAAAGAAGGACAUCCGCACAAAAUGGAAAAGCUCGGUUUCGAUUUGGACGACGGCUCGUCGCCGAGCGAUAUCAACAAACAAACCAAUCCCAACGAUGCCCGUAAACUAUCGAUACAAAGGUGCAUACAAUCGCUGGUGCACGCGUGUCAAUGCAGAGACGCGAAUUGUCGAUUGGCUAGCUGUCAAAAGAUGAAACGCGUUGUUACCCACACGAAAGUUUGCAAAAGGAAAACGAACGGUGGUUGUCCGAUUUGUAAACAAUUAAUAGCUCUGUGCUGUUUCCAUGCCAAACACUGCCAGGAGACGAAGUGUCCGGUGCCGUUCUGUUUGAACAUUCGACACAAACUCAAACAACAACAAAUCCAACAACGUUUGCAACAAGCGCAGUUGCUUCGAAGGCGAAUGGCGGUGAUGAACACGCGAGUUCCGACCGCGGCGAACGUAAUGGGCGGCGGGGGUAAUAUGCAAAUAGGUGGAAGUGGUAGUAGUGUGCCGCCCGUGUGCGUACCGUGCGCCGUUAGUCCCGUGGGGUCGAUGGGCGGAAAUAAUACGAUUGGGGCAAACCCUAUGACGGGCGGAAUGCAACAACCGCAUCAACCCGGAAUUGGACUUAAACCAGGAACGCAAACACCGCCUGCGAAUGUGUUGCAAGUAGUCAAACAAGUUCAAGAGGAGGCGGCGAGGCAACAAGCUCCCCAUGGGGUCGGAUUUGGAAAGGUUAAUCCAGGAGCAGGAGUUCCGGGACAAAAUAUGCCUCCACCACAGAUGCAAAUGCGACUGGGAGGUCAUCUACCACCUGGACAAGGUGCUGGGAAUUUAUUACCAAUGGAUCAAUGGCAAAGAUAUCCAGGACCAGCCCAAGGUUUACGACAGACAGGACCUCAAGUUGGACAAGCACAAGGUCCGUUAACAACAGCGUUAAUACCACAGGCAAAUCCUGGUGUUGGCGUCAGACAGUCGGCGUCGCCGUUGUUCACUCCGGGUGCGAACAACAAACAAGCGCUGCAACAGCUGAUGAUGGCGCUCAAGUCGCCUUCAACGCCAGAGCAGCAGCAACAAAUACUUCACAUUCUUAAAGCAAAUCCGCAACUGAUGGCCGCGUUUAUUAAGCAAAGACAGCAGGCACACGUUCAAGCUCAAUGUGGAUCGUCGGGUGUGGCAGGAAACGCGUCCCAACAGUUGCCGCAUAUGUUACAACAGCAGCAACAACAGCAAGCGGUUGUAGCGGCCCAACAGCAGCACCCGAACAGUCGGAUGCAGCAGGCGCAGAACGUGCUACAGGGCGCGGGCGGUCCCGGCCAAGGAGUUGGAGCUGGACAAGCUGGGAUGCAGCAGCAUCAGCAGUGGUUCAAGCAGAGUCAGCUGAUGAUGCGCGUGCAGCAACAACAGCAGCAGCAACAACAACAGCAGCAGCAGCAUCAACACCAGCAACAACAACAACAGUUUCAACAACCACCUGCAUAUCAAAGGUUACCGGGAAUAAGACAACCACACCUCGGUUAUACCAACCAAUUUCAAGAACAAACAUUUCCGCCAAUGGCUGGGUUGAAACCAACACCGCCACCCGCUCCGUCACCGUCUCAAGUGGGCGGCGGUGGAGGCGGCGGUGGGGGAGUAAUGGGUCCACCACAAGGGGCCAUCUCACUACAACAACAGCUGAUACAGAGUGUGCGUAGUCCGCCGCCGAUAACCAGCCCGCAGCCAAACCCGUCCCCGCGCCCCGCACCAAGUCCGCGAUUGCAGCCGGCUCCGAGUCCGAGAGGGCCGCAACCGUCACCUCACGACCUCACCGAAAUGUUACUGGGACAGAACAACGGCGGUUCGGGUGUCGGUUUGCAUCCGCACCCGUCGCCGGCCUCCUCUCAGCCGCAGGAUGCUGCCGAUAUGACACCUCAAGACCAACUUACCAAGUUUGUUGAACAGCUUUAGUGGUGAAUUUGAUUUUUAAAGAGAUAAUUAAUUAUAGUAAAACAAAGUUGACGAGAGGAAAAAACUAAUGUUUUUAAAUAAUGCAAUUUGAAAGUAAUUAAAGAGAGAAUAAGGAAGAGAGAAGAAGGUAACGAUAAUAAAAUGGGAAAAUGAGGUUGGUGUACAAAAAAAAAGUCUUGGGUUGGGUUGGGUAUUGAUUUAUAUUUAUGAGAUUGUAUUUAAUGAAGUAUAACUUUUAUAUUGUUAUUAGUUUUUUAUAGGUUAUCUGAGAAUUUGUUAUAUUAACUAAUUAAGAAAUUUCAAUAAUUUUAUAUUUUUGACAGUGAUUUCAAUGUUAUUUAUUUCAAAUUUAGCGAUUAUGUUUGUAGUUAUUAUUAUAUACGGAAGUGAUAAUUUCUGUAAAGAUAGUAAUUUACAUAAAGGUGUUUUAUGUAGGUCUUAAAAACUUAUAGAGUGUUUGAACAAUACUUUAUAUAGGUAUAUUCACUUUUUACGAAAUGAUCAAUUUUAUUUAAAACGAGAUGUUUUAAUUUAUUUUUCCCCCAAUUCUACAACAUGUUCAUAUUUUUUUUAUUUUAUUUUUAACUCGAUUUACUCACCUCUUUUGAGAUUUAAGUUAAAUUUAAAGCGAAAUCAAAUUGAAACUCAACCUAACCUCGUUUAUAAGGCUUAUUUUUUGUGUACACCAUUUUGUAUAAAUUUUGCACACCUUGGGACAAACAUUUUUUGGUGCUGUGCUAAAAUGUACAAAAAAAAACAGUGAAAAUGUACAAGAAAUAAAAAUAAAAGUUACAAAGAGAGAAAUAAAUGUGAAAAUUGAAAAGAAUAACGUAUACUUAUGGUGGGACUUCACCCCGGAGGCAAUAUCCCCGGCCUCUUUGUUGCCCCCCUCGCCCCCACGUGUAGUUAUUGUAUAAAGAUUUAGAUUUUAAUACUGAUGGACGACGUAAAUUUACGUUUUAAACAAAUGAAAAUUAAAAAACAUAAAACUUGUACAUAUGUUUCAUACAAUACAAUGUAUUAUAUACAAUGUUAGUGAAAACAAAAAAAGAAGAAUGUUUACCUACCUACCUUACUACCUACUACGAUUAGGAUGUGAAUGAUAUACCUAAAAAAGUAUUUUGGCUUUGCGAGGCUGUGUUAUAUAUUAUUAUUCUUAACGGAUUGUUACCUAAUAUAAUGAUGAUGAUGAUGCAGACGAAGACGAAUGAUGUUUUGCACCGCAAAAAAAACAAUUUGUUUAUUUAUGUGUUUUCUCCCUCACUCCCAAAAAAUCCAUCGUGAUCGAUUUUUUUUUAUUUUAGUUUUUUCAUAUUUUGUAUACAUACAUAAUGUAUCUUAAUGUAGUAAGUAAAUAAGAUGAUGAUGAUUGAUUGUUUCAUAAAUUGAUUAUGUAUAAAAAAGAUCGUGUCGGUAGCUAUUGUGAUGAUAAAGCCCCUCCCUGCUUCCCCCCACCGACACUCUCUUCCAGAUUUCAGGUGGCGGGAAAAGCUCCCUUUCCCUCAUUUAUAUAUAUAUAUAUAUAUUUUUUUUGCUUUACAUAUUUUAUUUAUAAUUUAUAUAUAUGUAUCACGUGUACAUUACAUUCCACACACCCCAUCCAUGUGGAGUGGUGCUGGCACCUGACAAUCGCAAACCUCGCCAGUGCAAUACUUAAAAAUAAAUUAAAGAAAAACAUAAAAACAAUUAUGUAAAUAUUGUUUUUUUAAACAAAUGAAGAACACAAAGAAACAAACGAUAAACACUCCCUCCUUAAUUUAUUUGCUAUUUGAAUAUGAAUUAAGUACUUUGUAGCGUUAAGUGAAUAUAAUAUAGAAAUAUUAAAAUGAAGAGAGAAUAAAAAAUUAUUAAAAAAAAAUAGUUUUUUUAUUUUGUUUUAAUUUUUUUUUAAUUUCAUACAGAGACACAAAAAACAUACAAACGAAUGGCUGUAACUUGUUGAUCGUGCCUGCGAGUAAAGAAAUCGUAAUAGGUGUCGGCGCUCCACUUUGUAAAUAUUAUAAAUAAUAAUUAUUAUUAUUAUAUUGUGCAUUAUAUGCAAUUUUGUUUUCAAUCAUCACGCAAUAGACCGUCACACAUGUACUGAUAAAAAUAAUAAUAAUUAAAAGAUGAAUUUUUAAAA
Molecule: messenger RNA, 10066 nt
Organism: Onthophagus taurus
Lineage: Eukaryota; Metazoa; Arthropoda; Insecta; Coleoptera; Scarabaeidae
Gene: nej
Product: CREB binding protein nejire
Biological process (GO): positive regulation of transcription by RNA polymerase II
Cellular component (GO): nucleus; transcription regulator complex; histone acetyltransferase complex
Molecular function (GO): chromatin DNA binding; zinc ion binding; protein binding
Source: RefSeq, a predicted model, not a curated record